Messenger RNA from Nanorana parkeri, 1947 nucleotides. Its product is annotated as kelch domain-containing protein 4-like. Lineage: Eukaryota; Metazoa; Chordata; Amphibia; Anura; Dicroglossidae. The annotation marks the transcript as partial. The record is from RefSeq and is a predicted model, not a curated record. Gene Ontology annotation, molecular function: protein binding. The transcript is spliced from 14 exons.
GAGCACGUGAGGUACACUUGGAGAUACAGAGGAGCACUGGGGUGCACAAGGAGAUGUGGAGAGAUGUGGAGGAGCACAGGAGCUCACCGCAAGCAUCGCCCCCAGCAGUGCAGAAGCUGGGAAGCUACGCGACCAAUCAGGAGACGGCUCUGCUGGUUACGGCUUACUUCAAGGAGAACUAUGGGACCUUUUUAUAUAAUGAACUGUAUUUCUACAACAUAAAGAAGAACAGCUGGAAUAAGAUCGACGUCCCAAACCCGCCGCCGCGACGCUGUGCGCAUCAGAACCUGACCUCACAAAUGGGACAAAUUCCCAAAGACACCCAUAAUCUUGUGGAAAUUCUUCCCAGAAGGGUGGAGGAAGUUCUAGCUGCAAAGGGCGGCAACUCUGUUUUGGUUGAGGAGAGAGGGAAAUGGUGGGGAGCCCAAUCGGAGGAAGGCGGGGGCGAGAUGGAAUGGUUAGGAGACCGGUCAUGGAUGGGGGGAGGCGCCGGAGCUGAACGAGUACAGCGGUCCGUCCGCUGCGACAAUCAUCUGCGCGCUGCUCAGGCUAAUGGGAUUGAUUGGCGGAGCAACGUGUGCGGCGCCGGUUCUCAGGAGACGACGUGCCGACAUAUUGUAUCAAUGGCGAGCUCCCGGCGGGUAGAUGGGGAGCAGUUUUACCACUACAAGGACCUGUGGGUGCUUCACCUGGCCACCAAGACCUGGGAGCAGAUCAAGGCUACGGGGGGCCCCUCUGGGAGAAGUGGACACCGUAUGGUUUACACCAAGAGACAGCUGAUCGUGUUUGGAGGGUUCCAUGAGAGCACGCGGGACUACAUCUACUAUAAUGACCUGUACACGUUUAACCUCGACACCUUUACGUGGGCCAAGAUCUCCCCGUCUGGCACGGGCCCUUCACCGCGAUCCGGAUGCCAAAUGACCACCAGUCAGGAUGGCAACGUGGUCCUCUACGGCGGUUAUUCCAAGCAGAGGGUGAAGAAGGACGUAGAUAAAGGGACCGUCCACACCGACAUGUUCCUACUGAAGAUGGAGGGCGCAGAUAAAUGGACGUGGACCAGGCUGAACCCAUCCGGCGUGAAGCCCAACCCCCGGACGGGUUUCGCCAUGGCGGUCGGCGUCAACAACCGCAGCGUCCUCUUCGGGGGCGUCUUCGACGAGGAAGAGGAGGAAAGCAUCGAAGGGGAUUUCUUUAACGACAUCUACUUCUACGAUCACGCCAAGAACCGCUGGUUCACCGGGCAGAUGAAGGGCCCCAAAUCGGAGCGCAGGAAGAGGCGGCGCGGCGAGAAGAGCGAUGAGACGGAGGCGGCGGGCUGCGACGAGGCCUCUGACGGGACGGUGAUGCCCAUCAAGCAGGUGACCUCCAGCCAGACGGGGCCGCCAAGUGACCAGGACGACAGCGCGGAGGAGGAAGAGGAGGAGGCGGCCGGGCCGCGGGUGGAGCCGUCCCCGCGCUCCAACACCAUGAUCACCGUCAGGCAGGGGCUCCUCUAUGUGUACGGCGGAAUGUUCGAGGUCGGGGACCGCCAGUUCACCCUCAAUGACCUUUACUGCCUCGACCUCCACAAGAUGGAGGACUGGAAAGUGCUGGUGGAAAUGGACCCGAAGACGCAAGAGUGGCUGGAUGAAUCUGAUUCUGACGGUGAAGAGGAGGAGACCGAAGGCGCAGAGGGAGGGGCCGAGGAAGAGGAGGAUGAAGAUGAUGAAAGCGAGGAGGAUAGCGAUGACGGCGACCAUCCGGCAGUGGAACCGAAGGAGAAGUACUCUGAUUACCUGACCCGGACCGAACAGUACUGGAUCCAGCUGGCCCGGACCAACCUGGGGUCCGAUGCCAAAGAGAAGAAAGUGCUGAAAGUGGCGCACGCCAUGGCAAAGACCUUCUACGAGUUCAGGGAUUAGACCCGUCGCAGCUCCGCGGACCGUACCAGAACUUUCCAGAACUUUC